AUGAAUCAGCAAUAAAACUCAUCAAGUGGCUCUAACGCACCUAGAAACGUUAGAUUCAACGAGGCCUCUAAUCUACAAGAACUCUCAUAAUCAGUACUUCAGUCGCAUCAUCAGAUGUCUGAGUACAAUAGGAGAAGAGGACAUAUAGGCGGUGGAAUAAACAAACUCCAGAAUUCUUACACCUUUAACAAUCUCAGUUCACAUAGACCAGAUGGACUUUCUUCUAGCAAUAUGAUUGGAAUGAACGCUGUCGAGGCUUCGAGUGGAACCUAGGUUUUAUAUGGAACUAACAUUAAUUCAAACGAUGUGCAGUCUAAACUUAGAAACUUCAUUACGAAUUUCACACAUAUGGAACCUGAUGAUGAAAGAUUUGAUAAGAAGCCAUUUUAUUAGGAGCAGUUAGAGCAAAUAUUGGAAACUGAAUAAUACAUCCUAGAUGUCAACUGUGAUCACAUUUAUGAGUUUGAUCAGGGGUUAUAUGCACAACUUGAAAAUUACCCCACUGACAUUAUUCCCAUCUUCGAUCUUGUUGUGACAGGCAUGUUCAAGGAAAUCUAGAUGCAAAACAACGAGGGAGCAGAGGAAAAUUAGGGAAGUGAUCCAAUUAUCCAAGUUAGACCUUUUAACUUGAGAGUCAAUAACAGAAUGAGAGAUUUAGACCCAUCUCACAUUGACAAACUCAUUUCAAUCAAGGGUAUUGUUAUCAGAAAUUCAGAUAUUAUUCCUGAAAUGAAGGAAGCAAGUUUCAGAUGCUACAAGUGCCAGUAUGAGCAUCAAGAAUUCAUUUAAAGAGGUAAAAUAUUUGAACCAGAUACUUGCGAAAGAUGUAAGAGCAGAUAUACCUUCUAAUUGAUUCAUAAUCACUGCUACUUCAGUGAUAAAUAGCAUGUCAAGAUGCAAGAAACUCCUGAAAGCGUUCCAGAGGGAGAAACUCCAUACACUAUUCACUUGUGUGCAUACGAGGAUUUAGUAGAUUAUGUAAAGCCAGGUGAUAGAGUAGAAGUCAUUGGUAUCUACAAAGCCAUGGGUGUAAGAGUUGACUCAAGCAAGAGAACUUUGAAGAAUGUCUACAGAACAUAUGUUGAUGUUAUCAACUACGUAAAAGCAGACAAAAAGAGACUAAAUAUUGACACUAAUCAAGAGAUGUAGAUUGACGAAGCUGCAGUUCAAGACUUAAUGCUUUAAGACGAGCAUCAAGAAAUGUUCACUGAUUCCCAGGUCUAAAAAUUCAAAGAGUUUUCAAAAGAUCCUUAAGUGAUUGAUAAAUUAGUCGAUGCAUUUGCUCCUAGUAUUUGGGAAAAUCAAGAUGUUAAAAAGGGUAUUCUUUGUCAACUAUUCGGUGGAUGCAGCAAAGAAUUCUCUCAAAGUGGUAGAGGUAGAUUCAGAGGUGAAAUUAAUAUUUUACUCUGUGGUGACCCAUCAACUGCAAAGAGUUAACUGUUGCAAUAUGUACAUAAAAUUGCUCCAAGAGGUAUUUAUACCUCAGGUAAGGGAAGUUCUGCAGUUGGUCUUACAGUCUACAUUACUAAAGACCCAGAGACAAGAGAAAUUGUUUUAGAAAGUGGAGCAUUAGUACUUUCUGAUAGAGGUAUUUGUUGCAUUGAUGAGUUCGAUAAGAUGGAUGACAACACAAGAGUCAUUUUGCAUGAAGCAAUGGAGCAAUAAACAGUAUCAGUAGCCAAAGCUGGUAUCAUUUGCACACUCAAUGCUAGAACAGCCAUUCUUGCAGCUGCUAACCCUGUAAACUCAAAGUAUGACCCAAAGCUCUCAGUCGUUGAAAACAUCAAACUUCCACCAACUCUUCUCUCUAGAUUUGAUUUGAUCUAUCUCAUCCUAGACAAGCAAAGCGAUGCACAUGAUAGAAGACUAGCUAAUCAUAUUGUUUCACUUUAUUCAAGUCACCAAAAGAAAGGUGAGGAGAAUAUCCUCAAUAUGAGCAACAAUGAGAACCCUGUUCUAAACACUGACCUCAUUAAAACUAACUAGGGCAUUACUAGAGAGUUCUUCGCUUCUUACAUUUCUUAUGCUAGAAGAUUCAUAUCUCCUAAGAUUACAGACACUGUUGUUCCAACUCUGGUUUCAGCAUACACGAACAUGAGAAGUUUAGGUAAUUCUAAGAAAACCAUCACUGCUACACCUAGACAACUUGAAUCAACCAUUAGACUAGCUGAAGCUAUUGCUAAAAUGAGAUUAAGCGAAGUAAUUGAAGUGAGAGAUAUCGAAGAGGCUGUUAGAUUGAUAAAAACCGCUAUGUAACAAAGUGCUACAGAUCCAGUUACUGGAGAAAUCGAUAUGGAUAUUAUUGCUACUGGUGUUUCUUAAUCUUCAAGUGAAAGAGUCAAACAAGUCAUUCAAAUCGUUAAGAAGAUCUAUGAGGACCAUCAGGAUAGAAUCAAGCUAAAGAAAUCAGGUAUUCCCUACGCCUUAUUAUUCGAAUAUGUUCAAAAGAAGUUCAAUGAGCAAGCAAAUUAAAAGAAGGUGCAAGAGAAGAAGUUGAAUGAAGUUGAGGUGAGAGACGCUCUGAGAUAGCUCGAGGAGGAGAACGUGAUCUCGACCUAUGGUAACACCAAAAUGCCAGUAAUAAGAUUUAUCACCGAAUGA
Stylonychia lemnae is the source of this 2601-nucleotide messenger RNA. Lineage: Eukaryota; Ciliophora; Spirotrichea; Sporadotrichida; Oxytrichidae. The record is from the annotation of a GenBank genome assembly.